Messenger RNA from Calliphora vicina (urban bluebottle blowfly), 465 nucleotides. Its product is annotated as larval cuticle protein 65Ab1-like. The record is from RefSeq and is a predicted model, not a curated record. Gene Ontology annotation, cellular component: chitin-based extracellular matrix. Lineage: Eukaryota; Metazoa; Arthropoda; Insecta; Diptera; Calliphoridae. Bases 45 to 362 code for a protein of 105 amino acids. Gene Ontology annotation, molecular function: structural constituent of chitin-based larval cuticle. The transcript has a single exon.
CAAAUCAUCAUUCAGUUUAUUUUGACUAAUCGAAUAAUAACAACAUGAAAUUCUUCAUUGUUUUCGCUGCUCUCUUCGCCGUAGCUUUGGCUGCUCCCGCUGAACACCAUGCUGAAGUCUUGAAACAAGAAUCCGAAGUUGAACCUGAGGGCUUCCACUACGUUUCCGAACUCUCUGACGGCACCUACGAGACCGCCGAAGGUAAAUUGAAGGAUGUCGGUACUGAUCACGAAGCCAUCGUUGUUCACGGUUCUUACUCCUGGGUUGAUGAGAAGACUGGCGAAAAAUUCACCGUCAACUAUGUUGCUGAUGAAAACGGUUUCCAACCCGAAGGUGCUCAUUUGCCCAAACCCCAACAAUAAGUGUUUAACAGACACUAAGGUGGAAUACUUGUUGAAUUGUUGUUAAAUAAUUUGAUAGAUUUUUGAAAAAAUAAAUGAAAUAGCAUAAUUAAAUCGUAUAAAA